AUGGGCGAACAGCUCGUCAUCGGUCUCAGAAUUUGCCGUGCUUAUUGUGACUGGAGCUUUCUUCGCGCAACGCGCGUUUGCCCGAUUUUCGCAUCCUGGAGGGAUGUGUGGCUGCGGCGCUGUGAAGCGGCAGGUGUGCAUGGAGUUGAGCAGUUUGCUGACGCUGCCUUCUUGCAGCUGCUCUUUACGCCGCAUGACCGGCGCAACUCCAUUAGUCUCAUGUCUGCCCACUUGAGCUUUGCGGCAGCCGUGUGUCAAGCCCAGCGUUCCCUGCUGGAGGCUGUUGGCAACAGCUCACAAGCUAGUUGCCUCUCAAGAAAUUCUGCUAUGGAUGACUCCAUCGGAGACUCCUAA
Symbiodinium natans is the source of this 354-nucleotide messenger RNA. NCBI's taxonomy places the organism in Eukaryota, Dinophyceae, Suessiales, Symbiodiniaceae. The record is from the annotation of a GenBank genome assembly.